Phyllostomus discolor (pale spear-nosed bat) is the source of this 5704-nucleotide messenger RNA. It is a transcript of the gene PCDH11X, whose product is annotated as protocadherin 11 X-linked. Gene Ontology annotation, molecular function: calcium ion binding. Gene Ontology annotation, cellular component: plasma membrane. The transcript has 7 exons. The record is from RefSeq and is a predicted model, not a curated record. NCBI's taxonomy places the organism in Eukaryota, Metazoa, Chordata, Mammalia, Chiroptera, Phyllostomidae. The coding region runs from base 1 to 4482 and encodes 1493 amino acids. Gene Ontology annotation, biological process: homophilic cell-cell adhesion.
AUGGCUGGAGCGCAGCGUCCGCCUCGGAUCUCGCGCGGCUGGAUCCCAGCGUACUCUUAUUUCUGGGGGUUUCGGGUUUGGAUCUCUGCCAGGCUGACUCCAACCCUUAGGGACCCGACCCUUUGCGGAGAGAGACGCACAGCGCAGCGCGCCAAGGAGCGCGCACGGUUCCUCGGGCCAUUCCGUCUGGCGCUCGCUUCCCCGCCCUUCCUUCCCGCCCUACUUACCGGGCUGUGCUCAGCCAGCACCUGCUGGAUGUGGGCGGAGAUGAUCUGCCCCGCGCAGUCCACGCGGUCUGAGCCGGGCUGCCACUGCGGUGCACCGGCGGAGGGGCGAGAGAGCACCGUUCUCCGGCGGCCUUGGCACGGGCAGCCCCUCCUUCUGGCGAUGAUCUCAGCCCCUGCCCGGCUCGACGGCCCCGGAGGACUGUGGGCAGCUCGCCCCGGCCGGGAGCCCGGGCCGCCCUCCCCCGCGCGCUCCCUCCGCGCAGCCGCCGUCGCCGCCUUUCGGCCACCUUCCCGCGCUGGUACCCGGGGCCCCGCCCUCCGCGCUCCUCCGGUCCCGGGAGGCGCGCGCGACGCGGGGGACACCACUGAGGGCCGCGCCGGGGCCGGUGUCGGGCCCGGGGGGCUCCUCAGGGACGGGAGCACGGGCGCUGGAGCUGCCCGUGCGACCCGGACCUUCCUGUCCCGGACGUAUAUCCUCACGACCUUCCUGGUAUGCAUCACGUUCCAGUCCAGUGCCCAGAUGAAACAGUAUUUCGUUCAGGAGGAGCUGCCGGACAACAUCCUCAUCGGCAACCUGAUGAGGGACCUGAACCUGACGCUCAUGCUGAACGUGUCCCUUGAGGUCCCCUUGAACUUCAAGCUGGUGUACAAGGUUGGGGAGCCGCCGCUGGUGCGCAUCCAGGAGGACACCGGAGACAUCUUCACCACUAACGUCAACAUCGACCGGGAGGUGUUAUGCCCCGAGAUCGUGAAUAACGCCGAUUGCUUUUAUGAAGUGGAGGUGGCCGUUUUGCCGGAUGCAAUAUUUAGGCUGGUCAAGUUACGUUUCGUGAUAGAGGAUAUAAAUGACAACGCACCGUCGUUCCCGACCACGAUCAUCAACAUCACCGUGCCGGAGAACUCGCUGAUAGGUUCUCGCUACUCGGUGCCUGCGGCCUCGGAUGCUGACAUAGGGAUAAACGCGGUCCAAAACUACUCUUUACUUGCGGGUCGGAGUGCUUUUGGGCUGGGCGUCGGUGUGGCCCCCGACGGACAGAAGGUUCCGCAGCUGGUUGUCCUGAAGCCGUUGGACCGGGAAGAGAAGGAUGUGUACAUAAUGAAGCUGAAGGUCGAAGACGGUGGCUCGCCGCAAAGAUCCAGCACCGCCAUCCUGCAAGUCAAAAUCCUGGAUGUGAAUGACAACCACCCAGUGUUCUCGCAGGAUGAGGUUGAAGUCAACAUACCGGAAAGCGCUCCCGUGGGCACCUCCGUGGUGCAGCUCCACGCCACAGACGCCGACGUAGGGGAAAACGCCAUCAUUCACUUCUAUUUCAGCAACCUCCUCCCCAGCCAGGCCCAGCGGCUGUUUGACCUCAACAGCAAGACGGGGCUGAUCACAAUCAAAGAGCCACUGGAUCGGGAGGAGGCGGCAAGCCACAAGUUACUGGUCUGGGCAGACGACGGCGGGCUGUCGCCCGCAAGAGCCCUGGUGCGAGUCAAUGUGCUAGAUGUCAACGACAAUGCCCCGUCCAUUGAUAUCCGCUACAUCGUCAACCCGGUCAAUGGCACUGUGGUUCUGUCAGAGAACGCUCCGCUCUACACCAAGAUCGCUCUGAUAACGGUGACGGAUAAGGACGCUGGCAACAACGGCAGGGUGAUCUGCUUCAUGGACCAGAACCUCCCUUUCCGACUGCGGCCAGUAUUCGCCAACCAGUACCUCCUGGAGACAAAUGCGUUGCUGGACUUCGAGGCCGCGAAAGAGUAUGCCAUCAACCUCAUGGCCGUGGACGCCGGCCAGCCUCCUCUGAAUCAGUCAUCCAUGCUCAUCAUCAAGGUCAAAGACGAAAAUGACAACGCUCCAGUGUUCACCCAGCGUGUCAUAACUACGUCCAUUCCCGAGAAUAACUCCCCGGGCUCCCAGGUGACGAAAGUAACCGCGACAGAUGCGGACUCCGGGCGCAAUGGUGAAAUCAGUUACGUGCUGGGGGCCGACGCCCCCCCCGAAUUCGAGCUGGACCAGCGCACGGGCAUGCUGACUGCGGUGACGAAACUGGAUAGAGAGAAGCAGGAGAAAUACCACCUCACGGUGCUGGCGAAGGACAACGGUGUCCCGCCCUUAACAACCAACGCCACAGUGAUAGUGAGGGUUCUCGAUCAAAAUGACAACGUGCCCGUGUUCUCCCACGAAGAGUACAAUUUCUAUGUCCCAGAAAACCUUCCUAGACACGGCACAGUCGGACUAAUCAACGUGUCCGACCUCGACAAGGGCGAAAAUUCUGUGGUCACUCUGUCCAUCGUGGGCGUGAACAAGGAGUUCACCAUUGACCCACACACCGGAGUCAUCCGACCCAACGUUUCCUUUGACAGAGAAAAACAAGAAUCUUACACUUUCUACGUACGGGCUCGGGAUGGCGGUAGGGUGCCGCAGUCUGCCACUGCCAAAGUGACCAUCAACGUGGUCGACGUCAACGACAACGUGCCAGUGUUUGUGGCCCCUUCUUCCAACUACUCCUUUCACCUGGUCCUCCCGUCCACGGAUCCGGGCACGGUGGUCUUCACCGUCCGAGCCGUUGACAACGACACCGGCAUUAACGCGCAGCUUCUGUACACGAUCGUCGAAGGGAACGCGAGAGGCCUGUUCGUCAUGAACGAAACGACAGGCGACAUCACGAUGAAGAACAGAGCCGUGCGCGCAGACCGCGGUUUGCACAGACUGGUAGUCAAAGCCAAUGACCUAGGGCAGCCCGAUGCUCUCUCCAACGUCAUAGUCGUCAACCUGUUUGUGAAUGAGUCGGUGACCAACGCCACCCUGGUUGAGGACCUGGUGCGCAGGAAGGCCGCAGUUCCGGCCACCCCAGACAUCGAGAUAACCGACGCCUCCUCCCCAUCCGAUGACUACGUCAAGAUCGUGAUCGCCACCGCGGUGGCCAGCACGGCUGUCGCCCUGGUCAUCGUGAUCAUCGUCAUAGUGCGAUGCUACCAGCCGGCACACCUUAAGGCUGCUCAGAAAAGCAAGCAGAGUUCGGAGUGGGUCACGCCAAACCCAGAAAACAGGCAGAUGAUCAUGCUGCAGAAGAAGAAGCAGAAGAAGAAGAAGAAGAAGAAGCAGCAGCAGCAGCAGCCCCCGAAGAACUUACUGCUUCACUUCGUCAACAUUGAGGAAAGCAAGUCGGAUGAUGCGGACGACGACGGACACAGCACCACCAUGGACCUCCCCACCGAGCUGGAGGAGGACGCCAUGCGCAAGUACGACUGGGGCACCGUGCCCACCACGUUCAAGCCCGACAGCCCCGACCUGGCCCGGCACUACCAAUCCACCUCGCCGCAGCCGGCCUUCCAGAUCCAGCCCGAAACGCCCCUGAGCUCCAAGCACCACUUCAUCCAGGAGCUGCCCCUGGACAACACCUUCGUGGCUUACGAUUCCGUCUCCAAGUGCUCCUCCAGCAGCUCGGACCCCUACAGCGUGUCCGAGUGCAGCUUUCCGCUGACGACCUUCAAGGACGUGGUGUCCGUGCGCGCCAGGCCGCCCAUGAAGGACGUUGUCAGAGCCCGCACACCCAUGAAGGAGACUACCACCACCGUGGAGAUCUUGGUGCAUCCAGAGCCACAGUCCCAGCGGCGCGUCACGUUUCACCUGCCCGAAGGCUCUCAGGAGAGCGGCAGUGAGGGCGGCCCGGGAGAGCUGGAGGCCGCAGUGGGGGCGCACGCCCUGCCCCUGCACUACCGGCGGGGGGAGGACUUCUACCGCGCAGCGCCCAGCAGCCGCACCGAGGGCGACGGCAACUCCGAUCCUGAAUGCACCGCAGAGAUCACCGUGCAGCCGACCUUGGAGGAGGUGUCGGACACCUGCACGCAGGAGUGCCUGAUCCUGGGCCACUCCGACGCGUGCUGGAUGCCGGCCGCCCUGGCCCGGGCCAGCCCCUCGCACGCGCAGGCCGCCGUUCCGCGCCACAGCCCGCCGGUGACCCUGACCUCUGCUCACCUCCAGCACCGCCGCAGCCCUCCGGCGGCCGAGUUCAUCAGCCUGUCUUACAGCUCGCCUCCGCCCGCCUCCGCUCACCACGCCAGCCCUCCCCCGGGCCAGGCCGCCGCGCCCCAGCACAGCCCUGCGCAGCCACCGUGGGCUUUGCAGCAGGGAGGGCCGGCCAGCGUGCGGGCCCACUGUGUGUCUGAAACAGCUCAUACUGAGGAUGAGUCCGCGGAAGGCAUUACCUUGAAAACCUUCACGGCAGGCCGACAGGCCAGAGCCCCUCGGGAUGACGAACAUCCCUUCUAAGGUCGCAUUUCUCAGCAGGACGUGUAUCGUCGAGAUUUGAAAUCCAGUUUCCACGAAUUCCCACGAAUAUUCCAGAUUGUUACUUUUGUACAUAGUUAUAUACAUAGAAGCAGAUACCAGAACAGACUCUAGAGCUAGAUACCCUUAGUCAAAACACAAAAAUGAAUUCACAAUUUGUUGACUUCUGAAUGUGUACUUAAAAAGAAAUUGAAACACUCAUUCCCCUUUGUACAGACAGGCUUGCCGUGUGACAGUGACAGUGUUUCUGAUGCACCGUGACUGUUCAUUUAUCGUUGACAACAUGUGCAAUAUUACUGAUCGUGUUUCCGUUCUGAUGUUUGUAGUGCGUAGCAAGUGGACUAGCAGAUACCUGGUUUCCCGAGAGUUCCUUUAGUUUAUCUCACCUUUUGUUCAAAUAACAUUAGAAGGUAGGGCAGCAUCUUUGUAUGUCUUUUCGUUUGAUACUUGUUGCUCUCUAGUUUCUUUCUUAUUACUGUUUGUACGAAAAUGCACAGUACCACGUGUAAAUAACUGUUCUAUUUUGUCUGUCUUUUUUAUGUUUUCUACCUUUAUUUGGAGAAUAUAUUGUGCAGAGAUUUUGUAUAGACCUUUUCGGUAACGAAUAUAUAUACACUGUACAGAUUUCUGUCUAACCUAUUCUCUACUCUUUAGUAGAGUUCGAGACAUUGAAGUGCAAUAUGUGCGCCCCAAUGGGCGUCUUUCUAUGAAAAAUUAUUUUUGUAAUGUAGUGUAAAGUGCAUCAGAAAUUAUGUUGUAUCUGCAGUUUAAGCCUAUGUUCCAUGAUUAAUUAGAUCUUUAUCUUCUGCGAUUUGUACAUAAGAACCUGGAAAUCACAAGCAAAGUGGACGCAUUUGAUGAAUGAUUCAUUAACAGCCAUGACCGGAAACUGCUACUUCCUAAGGAGUAGCAGGAGGUUUUAAAUGGUGACGUGAGAGUGGACUAGGCUGAUACCAAAAGACGGUCAGUAAAAAGAACACGCAAAUUAAUGUAACUAGAUAAAAACCACAUAACAAACCCAUAUGACUAAGGGAUUUUUCUCAUUCUAGCUCAACUGCCUAAAGAAAACCACUGACAGAUAACAAGAUGAGAAUCCAGACAUACGAUCCUAAAUCGACAGGACAGGGUUUUAAGGAGAUGUGCAGAGGAAGAGAUAAGGUUCCUGACAGCUUCUUGAGGUAGAUAAGCAAUACCCCGAGAACAC